Molecule: messenger RNA, 5703 nt
Organism: Closterium sp. Naga37s-1
Lineage: Eukaryota; Viridiplantae; Streptophyta; Zygnematophyceae; Desmidiales; Closteriaceae
Source: the annotation of a GenBank genome assembly
AUGGCGGCGGCGGACAUGGACUCGUCCUUUGUGGCCGCCGCGCGCCUCUGGGCCUCCACUGGCGGCGUCACCUUCCGCAGCUCGCGGCGCUCCGUCGACCUCGUGCACGCCGCGGGCGGCGCGAAGCCCUCCGCGAGUCGCGCCGCGGUCUCGUCGUACCUGCACCGCAUCCAGCGGCCCGGCCUCGUGCAGAACUUCGGCUGCUUGCUCGCGAUUCCUGGCGACGGGAGAAGCUUCGAUCUUGUCGCAUUCAGCGAGAAUGCCGGCCAGAUGAUCCUGAAUGAGUCUCCGCCGGCCCCGGCGGCGGCAAAGCCGCCGUUAUUGGCGGCGACCGGCGCGGGCGCCGGCGCCGCGGGCGCUGGAGAUGCGGGCAUGGGCGGAGCGGGAUCUGCGACAGCGGCGGCGAUGAUCGGACGGUCGCAGACGAUUCCGGAAGGGGCCGAGUUGGCGCCGACGGCGGAAGCGAUCCGGAGGGGCGAAGCGGGAACUGCGGCGGGCGGAGCGGCGGCGGGCGGCGGCGAGAGAAGACGGCUGGUUAAGAUGGCGUCCGAAGGGAGCACACUGUUCAAACGUAGUGCCCCCCUCCUUUCACCCCCCGCUCCCCCUCCCCCUCCCCCUUUCCCUUCCCCCCACCUUACUCCCUCUCGUCCCUCCCGUCCCUCCCCCUCCCGUCCCCUCCUUCCGUCCCUCUUUUCCCCUUACCUCCCCCUCCUGACCCGCCCUACCCGCCCUAAUCAUCCCCACCCCCUGCAUUCCCCCUCAUCUUCUCCUGACGGCAGCGGCAUGUGGAUGACGCUGAACUUUCUGGAGCGCAUCCGCUGGGCGAUCUUCCGCUCCAACAGCCGCGGCCGCGCCAAGGGCGCCAGGAGAACCCGCCGCCUCUCCGCGGACUCCGCCGCCCCCGUGUCAUCCGCGCCCGCGGCUGCUGGCGCGGCGGGGAGGGCAAGCAGUGACGCGCGGGCGGGGGACGCGGGCGCGGGGAGAGGAAGCAGUGCUAGUGGCGGGUGGGGGGAUGCAGGCGCGCAGAGAGACGGAGGCGCAGGCGGGGGCGGAGGCGGAGGCGCAGGGGGAGGGGGAGGUGGAGCGAGUGUGAGUGACAGCGCCAUUGUUGUGGGGCGCGGACUGGAGGAGGCCGCAGUUAGGCCGCUGGGGGAAGGCGUUUCCGCUGGGGCGCCGGGGGAAGAGGCGCAAGAUGCUGUUGCUCCUCUUCCACAGACGAAAAUAGCCUUGGGAAUGGAUGUGCGAAGCCUAUUCACCCCGGAGAGCGUAGAAGCAUUGGAAAAAGCAGUGGCAGCAGACGACAUAGCGUCCAUGAACCCACCUUGGGAAUGGAUCCUUGGGAAUGGACGUUCGGAGCCUGUUCACCCCGGAGAGCCCUUGGGAAUGGAUGUGCGGGCGCUGUUCACCCCGGAGAGCGUGGAGGCAUUAGAGAAGGCCGCGACAGCAGACGACAUAGCGUCCAUGAACCCCGUGCUGCUGCAGUGCCGCACCUCCAACCGCCCCUUCUACGCCGUGCUCCACCGCACCUCCGCCGCCGCUGACGAUGCCGAAACCACCGCUGCUGCCAGCACCACCAGCAGCAGCACCAGUGGUAGCAGCAGCAUUAUCCCCACCAGCCUUACCAGCAGCAGCAUCAUCACGCUCCCGGGUACCAACACUCCUUCCUCGCCUGUCGCCGCUCCUGCACUCAUACCCCCUGCUGCCACCACCACCAGUGCCCUUAACCCCACAGCUGCUACCACCACCAACCCAGGAGACAACAUCAUAAGCAUCGAUCUAGAGCCGAUUACACCUCUCGACCCGGCAGUGGACGGGGCAGGCGCGCCUCUCACCCACCGUCUAGCCCUCUCGGCGGUGAAGCGGCUGCAGAAGGUGGCGCCAGGGAAUAUCAGCGCGCUGUGCCAGGUGGUUGUGGAGGAGGUGAGGGAGCUGACUGGGUAUGACCGCGUAGUGGCUUAUAAGUUCCAUGAGGACGGGCAUGGGGAGGUGGUGGCGGAGGACAUGCGGAAGGGGCGGAAGGGGGGAGCGGGGAAACGGGGAGGGCAGGAGAGCGAGGAGGGGGGGGGGUUGGAGCAGGGGGAGCAGCAGGGGAGGCAGCAGGAAGGGCAGGGGGGGCAAGGGGAGCAAGGGAAGGGGGAGGAAGCGGAGGAGGAGGAGGAGGGGGAGGGAGAGGUAGGCAUGCAGCCGAUCCUAGGCUCCCACUUCCCAGCAACGGACGUACCCCAGGCGACCCGUCUCCUCUUCUUCCACACGCGCUCGCGCAUGGUGGCGGACUGUCAGUCCCCCUCCGUGCCCCUCCGCCAGCACCCGCUCUCCUCCCCGCACGCGCUCAAGCUCGGGGGAUCAACCCUCCGAGCAGUGGAUCCGUGCCACGCGCAGUACAUGUGUAACAUGGGGAUUAGAGCGUCUUAUGUGCUCGCGAUUAUCGUGCCCACGCGCGGGGGGAACGCGCAGGGGCAGGGGGAGCGCGGAGGGGGGGGCGCGCAUGGGGGGAGCCAGGCUGGCGGGGGGCAGUUUGCAAGGAGUCAGUCCGGGGGGAGUCAGGCGGGGGGAGGGGGAGGAGGAGGGGGGGACUCGUGGGACAUGCGGUCGGACGACGGGGGGAGCGUGUCAGGGGGAGGGGGAGGGGGAGGGGGCGCGCGGCUGUGGGGGCUGGUGGUGUGUCAUCACAUGUCCCCGCGAGUGGUGCCCUUUCCCAUCCGCUCUGCCUGCGACUUUCUCAUGCAGGCGUUCGGCCUGCAACUCUCAGUGGAGCUCGAGAUCGCCGCCCAACUCCAUGAAAAGCAGAUCCUGCAGAUCCAGUCGCUCCUGUGCGAUACUUUACUGACAGACAACCCCAUCCGCGCGCUCGUCUCCUCCGCGCCCAACAUCAUGGACCUCCUCCCCUGCGACGGCGCAGCAGUCCUCUUCCGGGGCGAGCUAUCCCGCCUCGGAGUCUGCCCCUCCGAGGACAUGAUCGGAGAGCUUGUGCGGUGGGUGCAGCGGGAACACUGGGGGUCCAGUGGUCUGAGCACGGAUAGCUUGAAGGCCGCUGGGUUCCCGCACGCAGAGAGCCUCGGAGUGGAUGUGUGCGGGAUGGUGGUCGUGUGCUUUUCUCCUGCCGACGAGCAACUGCAGCAGCAGGAGCGGCAGCAGCAGGGGCAGGGGCAGCAGGGGAGGGAGGCGGCGUCGCCUGUCCCCCCGUCCCCAUCCGGCAGCAGCACCAGCGGCGGCGGCGGCAGUUUCAGCGGCUUCAGCGGCGGUGUGAGCAGUGUGAGCGGCAUCAUGGGGGAUUAUCUGUUCUGGUUCCGCUCGCACGUGGAGAAGUCGAUCAAGUGGAGCGGCGCGCGGCACGACUCGCGCGACGUGGACGACGCCAAGAGGCGGCACCCGCGGGCGUCGUUCAAGGCGUUCCUGGAGGUGGUGCGGCACACGGCGCUGCCGUGGGCGGACGUGGAGGUGGAUGCCGUUCACAGCCUGCAGGAUUUACUAUGCAAGUCGGUCAGGCGGAAGGAGAGCAUGGGGCGCCUCAUCUCCAUUGGGCAAGCAGGUGAGCUGGGAGCUGGGAGUUUGCUGGUUGUUGAAUUCAACUGCCUGAACAACAGCGAGCUGGCAGUGGCAGCGGACGAGCUGGUCCGUCUGAUCGAGACGGCGUCUGCGCCGAUCCUGGCCGUUGAUCUGGAGGGCAACAUCACGGGGUGGAACGGCAAGGUGGCGGCCAUCACAGGGCUCUCCUUCUCCGACGCCAUCGGCCAAUCGCUGCUCGACACGUGUCUCGACCCCUCAUGCGUGGACAAGACGAGGAUGGCGUUUGAGCUCGCCCUGGCAGGGGAGGAGCAGCAGCAGCUGGAGCUGAAGCUGAAGCGGUGGGGGUCAGUUCCCCAGGGCAAGGGGCCUCCCACGCCCUACGCCAUCCUGCACGUGAACACGUUUGUGAGCCGGGACUCGGAGAAGAGCAUCGUGGGGGUGUGCUUCGUGGGGCAGGACGUGACGGAGGAGACAGCUGUCAGGACGCGAUUUGUGCGCAUUCAGGGCGACUUCACCACCAUCAUCAACACGCACAACUCCCUCAUGCCGCCCAUCUUUGCUACCAAUGGUGGGUCAGUUUGCCGCCCAUCGUUGAAACCGAUGGUGUGUUUUGAGGUACCUCAAAAGGCGACUUCACCACCAUCAUCAACACCCGCAACUCCCUCAUGCCGCCCAUCUUUGCCACCAACGGUGAGUCAGUUUGCCGCCCAUCUUUGCUACCAAUGUUUGCCGCCCAUCUUUGCCACCAACGGUGGGUCAGUUUGCCGCCCAUCGUUGAAACCGAUGGUGUGUUUUGAGGUACCUCAAAAGGCGACUUCACCACCAUCAUCAACACGCACAACUCCCUCAUGCCACCCAUCUUUGCCACCAACGGUGAGUCGCUCUGCCGGCCAGCUUCGACCGCCCAUCUCUGGGGAGACCUCUGGGGAGACCUCUGGGGAGACCUCUGCAUCUGGCUUCUGCACGGAGUGGAACCCAGCCAUGGAGAGCAUCACCGGCCUCAAACGCUCCCAGGUGUUGGGCUGCAUGCUCCCAGGCAUCAUCUUCGGCCGCAUGUGCCAGCUGGCGGACGACGAUUCGCUCACGCGGCUGCUCAUCAUGCUGUCGCGGGCCAUGGCGGGGCAGGACGCUGGGGGGGAGGAGAAGAUGCACUUUGCCUUCCGCAAUGCCAAGGGUCGCAUGGUGGAGGUGCUACUGACAGUGCAGCAGCGGCAGGGCGGCGACGGGCGGGCGGCAGGGGCGUUUGGGUUCCUCCACGUGGCAAGCCCUGAGCUCAUGCAGGCUCUGACCGUGCAGCACAAGGCAGAGGGGUUGAUAGAGCGUCACUCCAAGCAGCUGGCGUAUGUGCGGCAGGCCAUGGCAGGGACAGUGCACGGCAUGGUGCAUGCACGCUCCCUGCUGCACCGCUCCCUGCUCGAUGCCUCCACGCCCUCGCCCUCCGCUCACGCCGCCCCGGGCGGCAAGGUUUGGCAGUUUAUGGAGGCGAUGGCGCGGUGCGACGCGCAGCUGAUGCGGCUGCUGCACACCCAGAUGGACCCGCUGGGCGGCGGGGAGGGAGGCGGCGGCGGCGGGGGUGAUGCUGCUGUGUUCUCGCACCCCAGCAUGCUCCCAUUCACGCCCUCAGCGCCCUUCACCAUGGCCUAUCUCAUCAACACAGCCGUCUGCCAGGCCAUGCAACAUGCCAUUCGCCUUCAUGCCCUGUCCCCCUCCACUCCCCCUGCUACCCUGCCUGUCCCUGCUACCCCCCUACAACCCCACACCCUCUUCACAGCAUGCUGCCAUUCACGCCCUCAGCGCCCUUCACCAUGGCCUCUCUCAUCAACACAGCGGUCUGCCAGGCCAUGCAUGGAGCAUGCCAAGUAUUCCCAACCCCUCUCUCCCUUCCAACCCCCCCCCCCUCUCCCCCCCAGCAUGCUACCAUUCACGCCAUCAGCGCCCUUCACCAUGGCCUCUCUCAUCAACACAGCGGUCUGCCAGGCCAUGCAGCACGCCAUUCGCCGCUCCAUCGAUCUCACCUAUGACGCGCUGCCAGAUGUCGCGUCCACGCGCCUCGUGGGCAACCAGCUGCUGCUGCAGCAGGUGCUGGGCGGCAUCACUGUAGCGGCCGUCAAGUACACACCGUCGGGCGGCACCGUUCGUCUGCAGCUGGCGCCCAGCCCCAGCCGCAUGCUGGCUGUCGAGAUUGAACUGCGGUGA